Molecule: messenger RNA, 3537 nt
Organism: Toxotes jaculatrix (banded archerfish)
Lineage: Eukaryota; Metazoa; Chordata; Actinopteri; Toxotidae
Gene: adck1
Product: aarF domain containing kinase 1
Exons: 11
Coding region: 47-1606 (519 amino acids)
Biological process (GO): lipid homeostasis; mitochondrion organization
Cellular component (GO): mitochondrial inner membrane
Source: RefSeq, a predicted model, not a curated record
CGGCAAGUGAAAGACAAACAACGCGUGUGGAGACACUGUGCCUCCAAUGGCUGGUCGGCUCCUCAAAGUCUCCUCUCUGGCGACAGCAGCGUUUGCCUCCUCUGGGUUUUAUCUGUACAGCAAACAGCUGGACCUCAAUGACCUGAGUAUCAUUCGCUUCGGACGAGCCGCAGCCGCUACGGCGGUCAUCAGCUACGACUAUCUGACGGCUUUCAAACAUGUGGAGCACGGCACCGAGGAAUACUGGGCCCUCAAGUCCAAGGUGCAUCGGCGGUCGGCAGAGCGUCUUCUAGAUUUGUGCUGUGCCAACCGUGGUACUUUCAUCAAGGUGGGCCAGCACCUGGGUGCUCUGGACUACCUGCUGCCUGAGGAGUACACAUCCACACUGAAGGUGCUCCACAGCCGAGCUCCUCAGAGCAGCAUGGAGGAGAUCCAGCAGGUCAUCAGAGAAGACCUCGGCAAGGAGCAGCUGUCAGAAUUAUUUGUCUCCUUUGAGGAGAAGCCUCAGGGUACAGCCUCUUUAGCCCAGGUCCACAAGGCAGUGCUUCGUGAUGGGAGGACAGUGGCUGUCAAGGUCCAACACCCCAAAGUCCAGAGACAAAGCUCCAAGGACAUAGUGGUGAUGGAGGUAUUGGUGAGGGCGGUCCAUUGGCUCUUCCCAGACUUUGCCUUCAUGUGGUUGGUGGAAGAAGCCAAGAAGAACAUGCCGCUGGAGCUGGACUUCCUUAAUGAGGGACACAAUGCAGAGAGGGUGGCCAGCAUGCUGGCCCACUACCCGUUUCUCAAGGUUCCCAUGAUUCACUGGGAUCUGUCCACAAAGAGGAUCCUGACCAUGGAGUUUGCUGAGGGGGGGCAGGUCAACGACAGAGAAUACAUGAAGAGACAUGGCAUCAAUGUCAAUGAGGUCUCAGAGAACCUGGGGAAGAUGUACAGCGAAAUGAUCUUCGUCCACGGUUUUGUUCACUGUGACCCGCACCCAGGCAACGUGCUGGUCCGAAAGUGUCCCCAGAGCAAGAAGACCGAGAUCGUCCUGCUUGAUCACGGCCUCUAUCAGACCCUGCAACCAGACUUCAGGUUGGACUACUGUCGCCUGUGGCAGGCUCUGAUUAAAGGCGAUAUGUCCAAGGUGGAGCGUUACAGCCGCAAACUGGGAGCGGGAGAUCUGUACCCGCUGUUUGCCUGCGUGCUCACCGCUCGCUCCUGGACCGCAGUCAAUGCCGGCAUCAGUUCUGUGCCGGUCACACACUCUGAGGACGUUGAGAUACGGACCAACGCGGCUCUGUACCUGCCCCACAUCAGCGAGCUGUUGAAUCGAGUGCCCCGUCAGAUGCUGCUGCUGCUAAAGACCAACGACCUGCUGAGGGGGAUUGAGACCACCUUACAGACCAGAGCCUCGUCCUCGUCCUUCAUCAACAUGUCCCGUUGCUGCAUACGCGCCAUGGCCAGGCACAAGAGGAGUAAGGUUCAGAGCAGGAGGAGGCGUCUGCAGAUAAAGCUGGCAGAGUCUCUCAGUCUGUGGAGACUCACCAUGUAUGAGCUGUUUUUGUGGGUGAAGGGCUCGGUGCUGGUGCAUUGGUUCACUGCUCUGCUGGCAUUUGUGCACUGAGACACUGUGGACAUCACACUGGAACGUUAACAGCAGGCUGCGACCUCUGGCUCUGGGGUGGUUUAUAACACACAUUGCAUAUAAACACACUUUCAAUAUGUGCCCAUACACACAUAACACACACACACACACGCACACGACUGCACUCCACUUGUGAUGAUACAGUUUGUAUCUGUGUGGACUCAGUGUGUGGACAGGACACUGUUGUCUCUGAACGACAGGAGCAGCUGUGGAUGCUGAUAACUUCUUAGGCCUCAAGAUCACAACUUUGAGCAUGUGUCCAGUGUUGAGACGAACUGUUUUCUCAUGAUUGUUUCAUUCUUGAAUUUCAGCUACUCAAGAUGAAACUUCUUUGUUUUACUCUUAUUUAAUUUAAGAACAUUAUUGUCAGAUAAUUCUUUUUUUCUCAUAACCUUGGAAUAUUGAAGCAUGAUCAGUAUUUACACCAUGGAAGUGCCAUUUUUUUUUUUCCUGAGACCAAAACCUGGUCUCACUGACUGUAUCUGUAGACGUGUGCUUUAUAGCUGGAGAUGCUGCACAGAACAGUACUGUGUGUAUGGAUUAACUGUAAUUUGUCAAGAAAUAGUUCCAGCACAAAACUCCCCCUAAAAAUCACAGAUUGUUCUUUUUUUUAUUUUAUUUUUUUUUUAUAACAUUUCUGGAAUGUAACAUGUGACACCACCAUGAAAUGAUCCUGUGCAACUUUUCUAACCAGGGCUAUAGAUCUGAAACACCUGACCGUUCUCUAUCCUCUUGAGACCAUAUACAUGAGACCAUAUAGAACAGACAUUGAUGCAGCACUGGAGGUUGAGAAUAAACAGGUGAAACAACAAAUGUCCAAUCAGUAACAGGCAGAACUGUAAAGCACCAAAUCACUAACUGAUACCAGAUCAGUGAGUAUCACAGCCAGACAGGUAAGCAAGUCAUACACACAGACAGGAGUCCAAGUCCAGAGCCGGAGUGCACUGAUAAGUAUGCUGUAGCUGCAGGUUUUCACAGGAUGUCGUUCACCUCCACUUCAUGACCACAGACGCACCAUGUUCCUACAGGUCUGAGCCAAACCAGGUACUGUGCUGAUGUGAAGGAGGUUUAUGUGAAAUAUAACAGGACUUUUUGAGUUGUAGUCACUGCAGAGGUGAGGUGUGGCUCCAUCCUCACAGAGUCCCCCCGCCCGGAUGAUGCUGAACGACCCAUUCAUUCCUGCUCCUCAACAAAAUACCUCAGAAUGAAGUUUUUUUUUAAAUUAUUUUCAGGUGCGACGAUGCUUAAAUAGUUUCAACUUUUUCAUUGUCACCGUGUAAUAAUGGAUCAUGUUUACUUUUUCAUUGCUACUGUUGUUUUUAGGUCAAAUACUGUCCACUCAUUCCACAGGCAGACAGUUUGUGUUACUCUCAUCCGUUUUAGCUGUUAUUUACUGAAGGAUUGUGGCUGUGAUCAGAAAUAAACAGCUGAUUCUCUUUGUCUUUUCCUCUCACUAAGACAAGUCUUUGCAGGUUGUUGUCCCCCAGCUCUAAUGUGUUCUCAGUUGUCAGCACAGUUGACAUUCACCUUGUGCGACCUUGCUCUUUCCACCAGGUGAAGAAAAGUUAUUCGUAGAUUGUUUGGCAGCACUGUUUCAGACCUGACUAUGUCGCCGUGUCGCACCAAAUGACGUACAACCUGCGGUUUGUUGAUGGUGAACGUCACUCAGAGGCCUUUCUGCAGUCUCAGUGGGCAGCUCAUGAAAACUUUCACAAACACCGAAGGCUUGACUUUAUACCAGUAGUCAAAAGUCUGUUGCCUGGUUACAGUUGUGUAGCUUUCACAAGGGAAUGAAAACACAUGAAUACAUAACGGCGAAGUGACAAAUCUGUACGCAGCAUUAGAUCCAAGUGUGCUUGUUUGGUAUUUGAAAAAAACUGCGUGAAAUCAUUUUGUGUAAAAAAAAAAAA